GGACUGUGUAUAUGUAGUUAGGGGGGCGGGGGUAAUAGCCGCUUUGCCAAGAUGACACAUGCGCACACGAGCCACCGGCCCGCGAGGUGUAGGCGGCAAAUCAAGCCCCGCCCCCUUGUCUUCCCUCUCCUCUCCUCCCCAGUGGGCCCAGGCCCCGACCAGCUGUCUAGGUGUAGGCAGGCGGUAGGGGAGGGCAAGAAAGCCGCGACCUUUGAGAGACGGAUUGACUAGGGAUCUCGGUGACAUUGAGGCGGCUGCGGCGGGGGCUCAGAGACGAAGGAGUCCUCAUGAAUUCCUUUUUGGACCAUGUCCAUGAUCCUUUUUGCCUGUGUGGUACGGCUGAGAGAUGGAUUGCCCCUCUCCGCCUCCACAGACUUUCACCAUAACCAGGACUUUCUGGAAUGCAGAAAGCGGCUAAAAAUGCUGUCCUUAAUUCUGACACAGUUUCCAGGUCGAGGGACUGCAGAAGGACAUGACCUCAGUAUCCAUUUUGAUUCUUUUGGAGCUGUAGCCUGCAUGGGGAUCUGCUCCCGAAGUUACCCUGUGGCCAUGGCCUUCUGCUUUCUGGAGGCUCUUCGGUGGGAGUUCACAGCAUCCUAUGAUGACACCAGCAUAGGCUUGGCUUCCAGACCAUAUGCCUUUCUCAAAUUUGACAGUGUCAUUCAGAAAGUGAAAUGGCAUUUUAACUAUGCAAGCUCUUCUCAGCUGAAGAACCACCUGGAAAAGAUUCAGGAAGAACUGGCACUCCAGCCUCCACUGGUCAUGAGACUAGAGGACAUAGAAGUAAUGAAUGGGCUGAGAAACAGUCACUCACCCGUGCAGGUCGAAUAUGCUCCAAAUUACCGGAUGAAGCCAGUGACAGCUCUGGGGAUUCUGUCUCUUAUUCUAAACAUCAUGUGUGCUGCUUUGAAUCUUAUUCGAGGAAUUCAUCUAGCAGAGCAUUCCUUUCAGGAUGAUCCUGAGACAAUUGGCAGCAUAAUGGCGUUUCUUAUCCCUUUUGUAGCCUGCAUUUUUCAGUGUUAUCUGUACCUGUUCUACAGUUCCACAAGGCUUCUGAAGGUGGCCAUCAUCCUGUUCUUCAUUUGUCUGUGCAAUAUUUACCUGCAUGGACUAAGGAACCUCUGGCAAAUACUCUUCCACAUAGGAGUGGCUUUUCUGUCUUCCUAUCAGAUAUUGACGAGACAACUGAGAGACAAAGUGUUUGACAGUGGUGUUUGAGACCCUGGGGGCACCAAGGCUGGCACUGGCCUCUCUCCUUCCUUCCUUGGUGAGGAGGAAGGACAGGGGAAUGCACAAUUUUUCCUGUGGAAAGGGACUUACAGCCACUUGUCUGGUUUGGCCUUUCCCCUUUUCGUUUUGGGUCUUACCAAACUGGACAGAAGAACCGGAGGUUCAGACUUCGUCAUAACAGAUGUAAUAGAAGGGAAGAAGAGAGCUGCUGUGCAUCCCACACAUUCCAGGUGGAUACAGAGCAGAGGGAAGGCUCUCCCAUGCAGCUUGGCAUCUUAUUUGUAACAGUAAUAAUGACUUAAGUUUUUAUAGUGCUUCAGAGUUUACAACACCCUUUCCUCCAAGCAACCUUGUGAAAGGUAGUGUGCAAGGAUCAUUAUCCUGAUCUACAAAUCUUAGGAUUAGACAUUGAGAUCCGAUGCCAUCAUGGCCAACCCCUUCCUUUUACAGCUCAGGAAACUGAUGCACAGAGGUGAAGUGACUGGCCCACAGUCACAUGGCUAGGAACUGUUGGAACCUAGAUAUGAAUCCAGGUCUUCUGACUCUAAGUCUUGCCUCUUGAGCAGGAACACGUUUGUGAGAUGUCAUCUGGGAACUAGAAAUGGAACAAUUUUGGACUGGAAUCAUUGAAUCAAGAACUGAAAGGAUGUUUGUUAUUGUUGUUGUGCUAUGCAAUCAUUUGCUAGAGCUAGAGAUACUACUUUUGGGGGGCAGCUAGGUAGCUCAGUGGAUAAAACACUGGCCCUGGAUUCAGGAGGACCUGUGUUCAAAUCUGGCCUCAGACACUUGACACUUACUAGCUGUGUGACCCUGGGCAAGUCACUUAACUCUCAUUGCCCCACAAAAACAAACAAACAAAAAAGAGAGAGAUACUACUUUUGGAGAUUAAGUGUUUGCCUCAGAAGAACUACUUAUUUCUUAUUUAUACUUAUUAAUUCCUUAAUUCUUUUGAAUUAGCCAAAAGAUGAUGGCAGAUGUUUUUUAAAGGGUCUGUAGAUAGUUUUUAAAGUAUUUCCUUUAUAAUAAUCAGAAUAAAUUAUGAAAUUGAGCUCUAAUUGCAGUUUUUAAAAAACACAAGUUAGGGGCAGCUAGGUGAUACAAUGGAUAAAGCACUGGCCCUGGAUUCAGGAGGACCUUCAUUCAAAUCCAGCCUCAGACACUUGAUACUUACUAGCUGUGUGACCCUGGGCAAGUCACUUAACCCUCAUUGCCUUGCAAAAGAAGAAGAAGAAGGAAAAGGAGGAGGAAGAGGAGAAUCUAAUUUGAUUUUCUGGAAUUCUAAAAUUUAAGUUUCCAGUGCUGAAUAGUAUAGUAUAGCAUAGCCCAAAUUCACUUUUUUUUUUUUAAGUGAGGCAACUGGGGCCAAGUGACUUGCCCAGGGUCACACAGCUAGUAAGUGUUAAGUGUCUGAGGCCAGAUUUGAACUCAGGUACUCCUGACUUCAGGGCUGGUGCUCUAUCCACUGUGCCACCUAGCUGCCCCCCAAAUUCACUUUUAAUGCUCAUCUGGCAUGAGGAAAAAUAUGAGCUUUCUUAGUGUUUAGGGCUAUUGAUUUAAUUUUUUCUUUUUUCAUUUGGACCUACAUGAUGGUGAGAAAAUUAAAGAAGUUUUGGGUAAGCCAGUACCUAUUUGCAACUAUUUGUACUACAUGAAAGGCUAAUCUGUGACCAUGUCAUUUUAAAAUCAUUAAUAUUACAUAUGUUAAGCACAUUGAGAUGGACAGAUCCGAAUGAUUGCAAAAGUAUCAAGCACUUAUUAAUGUGCCAGGCACUAUGCUAAGCACUAAAUAGUUCAGGAAUUGCUCACUAGAUACGAUUUUUAGUUGGCCAGUAACUGAAUUAGAAAAAUUACGUUGACUCAGGAGCAUUGUACAAUAUUGAGAAGAGACGCAACAGAAAAGAAAAAUGAAUUAAAAUUAAAUAGGUCCAGAACAGUUGGUACAACUUUGUGUAGCUGAAACCCACCUGUCACAAGAAAUCAAAGUGUUUGGAGUGAAGCUGUUUGGUUGCAGAGAUGGGGCAGCAUCCUCAGAGGGCCCCCAUUGGCCGCACAGUCCACUGUUGAGCUCUGCAAGCUUAGGAACUUAAUAUCAUCAUCCCUUUCUUCUGUCAUUUCCCCUGUCCCCCCACCAUCCAACUUGGUCAGGUAAUAACUCAUAUUAACCAAACUCACAAGAGAUGAAUGAAUGAUAAAUCAGAACAUAAAGUUAUUCAUUUACCAUAGGAAGUCACUUUGAAGCAGGCUGGGUGAUUGAGAGACAGUUAGUAGUAUCUGUUAUUCCUUUGUGGAAACCCUACUAAGAAAACCAAGUUAAUAAUAGAACUUGGCUUGACUAGUUAGAGCCAGAACCAGGAGACAUUAGAAAUGUUAAAGGAUAUUUGUCCUCAAACUCUAAUGGUUGGAAACGGGCUCUAUUGCAUUGUAGACUGGAUACUUUGGCUGGAUGGUUCGGAUGCUUUCUCUCCUGAAGUGUUCUAGAUCAGAACUGAGAGAACUUUUUGGCUUUCCUCUUUUCUAGAUUCUGUGUAGACCUUGCCUUUCUCUUGUGACACCAUUGUCCUGAAUGUUACAAUGAGCUUGACCAAGUCCUAGUUAAUUUGACCUUAUUUCUUCUUCAGUUGGGUAUCUCCCCACGGUAGUUUUGGAAACCUUUUUAGCCUCAUCAUCAAAUACUAUUUCUUAAUUUAAGUUAGUUUAAAGGGUGGCUAAUAACGCAAUCCAUUUUGUAUUUAUUCCACUCUUCAACAGGUGUUUUUGUCACAUGGAAAUUUCUUGGUGUUUUAGAUGUACUUUUCGAUGAUGAAUUCAAAAAUGCCAAUGGAAUGCUCAGUUAUCAAAUGUCAAUUUUGAUAGAAAAUGUAACAUGAGGGAGUAAUAAAAUAUGAUUUGAUUGAGGGGGAAGAGGUGUGUAGGGCAGUUGGGAUAUGUUCUCAUAUAUGUUUAGUUAUGCAGUGAAACUCAACGUGUAACAGACUGUUCUGUGAGUUGUGUGUUCACUGUCAUUUGGUAAACAUCACUAUUUCCUAUUUGAUCAGAUAUUUAUAUUUUAUAGAGAUUGGUGUGCAUUUAAAAAAUUCCCAUUAUGUCUCCUAAGUUUGUCAAUCAUCUGAAUGAUUUUUAAGUGUGUGGUAAACUAACUUCUAAAUGUUAAAAAUAAGACUUUAUUUCUCUGAUCAGGAAAACAUAUGGAAGGAUUCUGUUGAUUGGUGAUCAGAACAAGACUUGAGCCUCUUACCUGUGCUCUGUCACUUGUGUUAGAUCACCAAGUGACUAAAUACAGAAAUCUUGUCAUGCGUCACUUAAAGUUCCUAGAAUUUGGGGAGAAUAAAAAGAGUAUUCAACAGAUUACUAUUUUUUGCUUAGCAAAUAAAUCAAGGAUCACCUCUAAAUCUAAACAUAAACUAUGCAGUAUCCAAAUCUACCACUAGCUCUCAAGACCUGAUUUACAUAGUGAAGAUCUACUCCUACCAAAACCACCAGACAAUUGGAAUUUGGAUGAAGAUGAUGGACCAGACAGUGAUGAUGAAGCUUAGCUUGCCAAGGGGUAGGAGAUCAGCAAGCAGGUGAUCUCCCAUUGGAAGUAGCUUUUCCAUCCUUGCCUCCUCCUUUAGUAAUUCGAGAAGACCUAAAUGACCUUCCUGUUGGUGUUCUUAACUCAUCCCAAAAUGAAGCUACACUUUGAGGCUAAUAGGCAAUACUCCCUUGCAAGAGAGCACUAAACCCCUUUGAACCCUGUUCAAAACAGGACAUUUCUCUUGAGAAGCAUUACAUGUGGAAAGUAUUGGCCUAUCUCUAAAGAUCUCAAAGGGAUUUCUCUUUUAGUAGGAUUAUAACUUGUGUCUAUGAAAUACCGCUGUGUUAUUUGUGAUCAGGACAGCCAAGAGAGAAUAUGAAUCAGCACAUUAAAAAGUUACUAGCUUCAAAGAACUAACUUCAGGAAAGAAAAAAAUGUGGCCACUAGUCAGUCACAAAAAGUUUUCUUACUACUGUUAUAUGUUGUUUACUUUAAUGAGAAGUUUUGUCAAGACAGUGGAAUCAAAAUGGUGCAGACUUAAAAUUUUUACCUGAAAAAUAAAUUUCUAAGAGUCCAUGAGGCUAAAAUCAAAAAGACAUUUGUGGGGCUUUCAAAUAAGGGAAGUGAUGAAAAGUGAACAUUUCAAAGAAGAGCUGAAUGAAGUUAAAGGAGCUCUGUGAAAUCCUUCUGAAAAGUGACCCAAGACUUUCUAGCAAAUAACUUAAGAAAUAAAACAACCAAGGAAUUUGGAUAGAGAAGAUGAACCUGAUUACUUAGAUUGUGAUGAUAGGGCCCAGCAUACAAGGUAGGAGACCUGCAAGGUACAUAUCCUUCUUUUGAAGUAGCCUUCCUGUCUGUUGUCAGUGACUUUUUAGAAGCUUAUGGAAUGGAAUGUUACUCAGGAGCUUUGGAUUCCUAUUUGCACGUCUUUCUGGAAAAUCUAGGUGUCAUCAGUGAGGAACACAGAAAUCUCUAUACUGGAAAGACAAUACCUGGGCAAGCAGAGUCCAAACAUGCUAACUGCUUUGGGGAGCUGAGGAAAAAUGUUACACAGCUGAAAUGUUGUUUUAAUUGUUUUUCUUUCUUUCUUUCUUUCUUUCUUUCUUUCUUUCUUUCUUUCUUUCUUUCUUUCUUUCUUUCUUUCUUUCUUUCUUUCUUUCUUUCUU
Dromiciops gliroides (monito del monte) is the source of this 5910-nucleotide messenger RNA. RefSeq names its product SEC22 homolog C, vesicle trafficking protein (gene SEC22C). The transcript is spliced from 7 exons. The record is from RefSeq and is a predicted model, not a curated record. Gene Ontology annotation, biological process: endoplasmic reticulum to Golgi vesicle-mediated transport. NCBI's taxonomy places the organism in Eukaryota, Metazoa, Chordata, Mammalia, Microbiotheria, Microbiotheriidae. Bases 307 to 1218 code for a protein of 303 amino acids.